AUGGAGUCUCCGGCCAUUCAUCCCGAAUCUCCUCUGGAUCAGGACGAAAUUCCUUACCCUUGCAUGGGUUGUGGAGAGAUUCUCGAAGAAGGAAAGGCAUUUGAACUGUCUGGGCAAAGAUGGCACAUCGAUUGUUUUCGCUGCAGCACAUGCGGCACUCUCCUCGAUUCGGACGCGCACCUCCUCCUCCUGGGCGAUGGGUCCUUGAUCUGCAGCAAUUGUACCUACAGCUGCAAUUCCUGCGGCAACAAGAUUGAGGACCUUGCCAUUCUCACCGGUGACCAAGCCUUUUGUGCUCAGUGUUUCCGUUGCCGCAACUGCAAGAGGAAGAUUGAGAACCUGCGCUAUGCCCGCACCUCCCAAGGAAUCUUCUGCAUGGAUUGUCAUGAAUCAUUGAUGCAACGAAGAAGAAAGAAAAAAGCCGGCGCUACAACCAAGCGGCCAGGGGCCCCAGGGGUCAAACUAGACAAGUCCCUGCCUUCUUUGCCCCCCAGCAUGGAGGAAACCCGAUCUAUCGAUGAGGCCGCCAGUGACACAAAUGAAGUGGUCGAGACGUCUCAUGGCCACUCAGAAGGCCGUGGGGAUUCUUCUCGUGCUGACGCCUCCUCGGCCGGUCUACAGACUGCGACGGACAACCUGCUUCUUCCCUCCAGCACUUAUCGAAGUAGUCGCCAGAUUGCCCAAGACCGUGCCAACGACAAUGACGGGGGCGGCGAAUUUCUCAUUCCCCUCGCGUUCGAUCCUUCAGAGGCCUAUCGCGCUCCUCCCCAGGCAACCAGUCAGCCAGAAAUUCCCCGUGACUACUUUGGUUCAAUGGCCGCGGGUGAUUCAUCCCAGAAUCUGAAUAGCCACGAUCAUGAUCAAACGCUAGAGCCACCCUCUCGCACAUCAUCCGGACAUCCCUCACCUCACAUUGCCUACCAAGAGAAAGGUCGGGAGCCACGCGAGGCUGAUUUCAGCCGACGAGACUUGGAUGCGCGAAAUGGAUGGCCGGAGAAGCCAUCUACAUCGCACUCCGACAAGCCUCGUUUUAAUAGGCCAUCCUCCGCCCGAAGCUCUCGCUCUGACCUGCAUCUUGCGUACCGAGAGGCGAACGGUUCCGCGUCCGCGUCCACCUCAGCUCGCCCUUCGGCUGAGCUCCGCCGGCCACACGAGUUUUCCAACGGCGAGGCAAAUCGCCCGCAGCGUCCCACAACGAUGGCCUACCCGCCAAAGCGAGGUGAUUCACUGGAGGGAAGGCACCACCAGUCGUCACAGAAGGACGUCGCGUCAUCGCGGGUUUCUUCGCCACACAUGGGGUCGCCGAAGCCGUCCGAUGGCACCAGCGAUCAAUCAAGAAAGCCAUCGGCCUCUGGCAAUGUCAGCUUAGACAGCGCAGCCUCGCCUUCCCGGUUGCGCAGUGGUGACAUGGACGACGAUGAUCAGAAUAGCGAAUCUCUGCUGCGUCGCAUCUCAAACGGCGUCCGUCAUGGCCGCAGUCUCAGUGACCGAAGCAUUCGCCUGGGGAAGGAAACCAAAGACCUUCGAUCUCCGGCCGGUAGUGGCUCCAUUGGCGCAGACUUUGGUAGCCCUACAGCAGGUACUACCCAGGCCGAGGAGAUUGCGUGGCUUCGCAGCGAGCUCCGUAAGGAACGGAAGCGUGCGAAUGACAUGGAAGCUGUUUUGAACGCCACGGCAGAUGUGAAACAGGUCAACACAGAGCUUUCGGAGAAGCGAUCAACCAUGGUCGUGCUGGACGCCCAGCGAGAGAUUGUCCUGCGCGAGCUUACUGUCCUCACCGAGCAUCUAGAGGCAGAAAAACGGGGCGCUGCCGGUGGGCCAUUGGAUCUGGGAAAGUUCUCCAACCAGGUCCUUCGUGAGCUGGCCGAGUCGAUCCAUAAGCUGAAACAAUCCUACAGCCCCCAGAUUGAGGAGAUGAUCCAACAACGCAAUGACCUCACAGACGAACUGGCUAACUUAAACCGACAAAAGGAGAAGGCGUUCCAGGAAUUCGAACAACUUUCGCUGAAAAACGCUCAGUUGGCCGAAUUGAACAAUACAUUGGUGCACCAGAUCCAAGGGCUCUACAAGAGUACCUCCGACGGGCAACGAGGAGCGAACGGGUUAGGUCUGAUCUCUCACGGCAAAGACAAGUCAAUUGGGUCGCUUGAGACGCUGAAGCCCAGCAUUGAUGGCCUUACGCCAUCCAUUUCCACUGCUCACAUCUCGGACGACAUUGAAACCCAGACCGCCACCGCCACGAUCGUCCCUGGUCCUCAAGUCGUCAAUCUUCGCAAGGGCAAGUUCAUGAACUGGAAAAAGGGAGGGCAGAACGUCGCAAAGGGCGUCAAGGGUCUGAAAGGAGCCUUCAUGUCGAGUGAGAAUGUCGAGACCGGCGGGGGCCUCCCCCGUUCCCAGACGCAGGAUCCUAGUCGCCAGGGCUUCGGAUUCUUUGGCAACCAACGCAGCAAGCAAGGCGGCAAGAUGUCCCAAGCCGACAGUACGCCGGUUCUGACCGAAGUUGCCGCAGGUGGUCUUUUCGGUACCGAGCUUGAGGCGCGGAUGGAGCAUGAGAAGAGCAUCAUACCCGCUAUCAUCACUCGCUGUAUUCAGGAGGUCGAGCUUCGAGGAAUGGACAUGGAGGGCAUUUAUCGCAAGUCGGGUGCCGCGUCCGCUAUUCAAGGCAUUCGCGAGGGCUUCGAGCGUUCGCCCUUUGAUUACGACAUCUCCGACCCCGACCUCGACAUUCACGCCGUUACUUCUGCUUUGAAACAAUAUUUCCGCAAACUACCCACGCCCCUCAUCACGUACGAGAUCUAUGAUAAGAUCAUUGACUCCGCCGAGGUCACACAUGCUCCCACCCGUAUCGAGCUGCUCCAGAAGAAUUUGUCAGAGCUUCCCCGAGUGCACCGCGACGUUCUGGAGUUCUUGGUCUUCCACCUCAAACGUGUUGUUGAGCGCCAGGAGGAGAACCUGAUGACCAGUCAGAACAUUGCCGUGGUCUUUGCACCGACCAUCAUGCGUCCUGAGAGCUUGGCUCGGGAGAUGACCGACGUGCAGAAGAAGAAUGACAUUCUCAAGUUCUUAGUCGACAACUGUCAGGACGUCUUUCAGGGCAUGUAG
Molecule: messenger RNA, 3102 nt
Organism: Penicillium oxalicum
Lineage: Eukaryota; Fungi; Ascomycota; Eurotiomycetes; Eurotiales; Aspergillaceae
Exons: 6
Coding region: 1-3102 (1033 amino acids)
Biological process (GO): regulation of GTPase activity; signal transduction
Cellular component (GO): cytoplasm
Source: RefSeq, a predicted model, not a curated record